AUGGCAGACGACAUCGCUGUAGAUCCCGAUUACUAUACUUUAAAUGAGGGCUAUAGUCCAGAGGAUUUCAAUUCUGAGACCACUUCUAUUGCUUCAGCAAUUUCCAAAGGCAGAAUAGAAAAUGGCCGAAGGUUAGACUCCGCAUUCACGACAUCAAGAAGCUCCUAUAAUGAACCAAGAGCAGAUACCAGGCCAUGA
Messenger RNA from Penicillium waksmanii, 198 nucleotides. RefSeq lists its product as uncharacterized. NCBI's taxonomy places the organism in Eukaryota, Fungi, Ascomycota, Eurotiomycetes, Eurotiales, Aspergillaceae. The record is from RefSeq and is a predicted model, not a curated record. The coding region runs from base 1 to 198 and encodes 65 amino acids. The transcript is spliced from 3 exons.